AUGAAAGAGGCAUUUCAGCUGCCACCGGCCAUCACCGCCCCGACCUCAGCAGAUGUCCUGGAGUUGGACAUCAGGGUGGCGGGGGCGCGCGGCGGGAUAAUGGGAAAUUCGUACGCGGGACAGCUGAAAUCUGCUCGGUUUGAGGAGGCUCUGCACAACUCGAUCGAGGCGUCACUGCGCUCCACCAGCGGAGACCCACAGCCCAUUUUCACCCAGCUCUACUUGGAGCCGGAGUCAUAUCCAGUUAUGAAAGUAAAGUUACAAAAGAAUUUCGAUGACUACCUUCAAACUCUUUGCUCCACUUCCCUCUCCAGCGCUCUGUCUGGCUCUGUGUGUCACGGGGAGCUGCAGGGUCUAGCUGACCGGGUGGUGAACUGCCAGGAAGUCCUCAGCGCCAUCAACCUUUUGGUCCUGCAGGUCAGCUGCUUUCCGUACACCCUGCAGACCCGCCAGUCCCGCAUCAGCAUCCACAAUGAAAUUCACUGGCCUUCCAGUGAGACUCUGCAGAGGGAGCAGUCCCCUGAUGAUUUGGUCUACUUUGGCCUGAGGGACUACAGCAGCUCCCUGCAGUGGGGUGUGGCCAGCCCCAUCCUGCGCUGUGACGAUGCAUUUGAGAAGAUGGUUCACACUCUGCUGGAGAGACAUCCCCACCUCCACAGCAUGGUGAUCCGCAGCUAUCUGCUGAUACAGCAGUACACAGAGGCCAUGAUGGCUCUGACCUCUUCCCCAUCCCUGAGGGACCACAUAACCCCGGAGACCUUGGCCAUGGUUGAAGACCUGAUCAGCGCGCCAAGCCGAGAGGGCUCCCAUGGCCGUGGCCACAUGCUGCUGGUCCGUGUCCCCUCCCUUCAGCUGGCGAUGCUGGCGCGAGAGAGAUUAGAGGAUGUGAGGGACAAGCUGGGCCUCCAGCUGUGCUUCGCCGUACUGCUGGGAAGUCCUGCGUCUGAACUCAACCUGUCCAAAAACUUCAUCAGCCUUCUCAAGAUGUGGCGCAGCUGUGAGAAUGAAGAGUGGGUGCCACACACAUAUGAGGAUCUGGAAGGGUUGCCCUGUAUCAUCAUUCUCACAGGAAAAGAUCCUCUAGGAGAAACUUUCCCCAGGUCUCUGAAAUACACUGACCUGCGUCUGAUAGACUCCAGCUACCUGACUCGGACAGCCCUGGAGCAGGAGGUGGGUCUGGCCUGCACCUAUGUGUCUAUGGGUGUGGUCCAAGAGUCCAGGAUGGCCACGGCUCCUCGGGAGUCAGAUGGUGAGAAGAGCGCCAUCAGCCUGAAUGAUGGAGACGAGCUGGAGAGGCCUCAGAGCAACGGCAGCGCAGCAACCAGAACAUCUGGCUCCCUGGCUGAGAACGGCGUCAGCUCAUCAGACGUCGCAGAUUCUUUCCAGAAGCCCUCCACUUCCAGCUCCCAACUCGACGCUUCCGUGACCUCGGAUAUCGGCACAGUAACCGAAGGAAUCAAGCAGGAGUGCGACUCUCCGGGAAGCCAGCUCCCCUCCAACCCUCCUAAAGUCUCCAACCCCGCUCCAUCUCUUUACUCCAGCUCCUCGUCGUCUUCCCCUUCCACCUCCUCCUCCUCCACCCAGAGGCCCAGCCAGUCCACGCAGUGUGCACGAGCGUCCAAGUCCUCUAGGGUGUCCCCUCGGACGGUCAUCUUGUCACGAGCGGCGUACAACCUGCUGGCAGGGGAGUCAGGGAGUCAGCUGAGCUCGUUCUCACUGCUGGCUCAUGCGGAUGUAGCCUGGAGCAGUCCGCUGAGACCCCCGAUCACUCACAACCUGCAGGGGGCAGAGCAGAGCACGUACUACCGCCAGUGGACUGUUGCCAGGCAACAUCACGCUGACUAUGAAGCCACACCUGAGCCACAUCCACGUCGCCUGCUGCUCAGCGGACCCCCACAGGUGGGAAAAACAGGAGCCUACCUGCAGUUUCUGCGCAUCCUGUUUCGAAUGCUCAUAAGACUGCUGGAGGUGGAUGUGUAUGAUGAGGAAGAAGUCGACGAGGAAGAAACUUCAGAGGUUACAACCGUGGUGAAUUCCCAGUGGCCUGACAUUGAGGAUGUUCGAAAGCUGCCCUUUGACUCCAAUCCCCGGGAGCCCAAGUUCAGGAAUGCCAGCCCUGUUUACACUGACAAGAUGCCAAAGUGCUUGAAAGAGGUAAAGCAAGAAGAGAGCCAAACUCAAGUCAAACGAGUGACCAAGUCCAUACGGCUCAGUAGGUUUGCUGCCCACAAUGCCUUUCAUCACUGUGAACAGUGUCACCACUACUGUGAGGCUGUUCCUGCAACACAGCUGUCGGAGUGCUCCUUACAUACUUUCACCUUCUGCUCGUCCAUGCUGGGGGAAGAGGUCCAACUACAGUUUUUCAUUCCUAAAGCCAAGGAGGAGCACUUUGUAUUCAGCCAUGAAGGCAGCCACCUGGAGAGCUUACGUCUGCCUCUGGUCUCUACAAAGGACACUGACUUAUUGAAGAGUCCGAUUUUCACCCCAACAACAGGACGUCAAGAGCAUGGCCUGCUUAACCUUUUCCACACCAUGGAGGGUGCCUCUCAUCUGCACAUCCUAGUGGUCAAACAGUUUGAGAUGCCCCAUUACAGGAAGUACUGGCCCAAUCACAUCCUGCUUGUCCUGCCCGCCAUGUUUAACAACGCUGGAGUUGGAGCUGCCCGCUUCAUGAUCAAAGAGCUGUCAUACCACAACCUGGAGCUGGAGAGAAACCGACUGGAGGAGCAAGGUAUCAGGAGACAGGAUGUAUGGCCUUUUAUUGUCAUGAUGGACGACUCCUGCGUGCUGUGGAACACCCACCAUUCUGCAGAUGGGAGUGAUACAUCAGACGGAAGCUCAACUCUCUCCAACGUGUCUCUGAAAACGGUGCUGCAGCACAUGGAAAACACACCAAAGAUCUCCCUGUAUGCAAUAUGUGGUAUUCGUAAGUGGUGCAGCAGCCUUGGGCGCAAGUCUCCUGGAAACCCCUUCAGUCGAUGCCACCUCCACGACUUCGUCCUGCUUAAUGUGGACCUUACACAGAAUGUUCAGUAUGAUCUUAAUCGGUAUGGCUGUGAGGAGGUGGACUUUAAUCUGAGGGUAAAUAGCAGUGGAUUGCUGCUGUGCCGCUUCAACAACUUCUGCCUGAUGAAGAAACACAUUCCAGUUGGAGGAAACAAAGACUUUGUGGUCAAACCUAAACUUGUGGAAAUAGAAAAUCAGGCUUCAAUCAGCCCAUCGCAGCAUGUUUGCGCCCCAGACAGCGAGCAGACCCUCCUAGAUGCUCCAGCCCAGUUUCUGCUGGAAAGUUUCCUACAGAGCUGCAGCCACAGAUUGUUUCCAAAGGCUGUUCAGAACAGAAACAACCCAGUUCUGUCCAUCGACAGCUACCUCAACCUUAGCCCAGAGAUUUCUGUGUGCUACAUCAACUCUCGUCCACACUCCACCAACCUUAACCACCAGGGUUUGGUGUUCAGUGGCCUUCUGCUUUACCUCUGUGACUCCUUCGUUGUCUCUGGACUCCUCAAGAGGUUCCGCUUUCUGAAAGGCGCCACCCUCUGCGUGAUCUGUCAGGACCGAAGUUCCCUGCGUCAGACCAUCGUCCGACUGGAGCUGGAGGACGAGUGGCAGUUCCGCCUUCGGGACGAGUUUCAGACGGCCAACUGCAGCGAGGAUCGACCCCUCUACUUUUUGACUGGUCGACACGUUUGA
This is a messenger RNA of Nematolebias whitei (Rio pearlfish), 3693 nucleotides long. RefSeq names its product GREB1 like retinoic acid receptor coactivator (gene greb1l). Gene Ontology annotation, biological process: multicellular organism development; kidney development. NCBI's taxonomy places the organism in Eukaryota, Metazoa, Chordata, Actinopteri, Cyprinodontiformes, Rivulidae. The transcript is spliced from 20 exons. The coding region runs from base 1 to 3693 and encodes 1230 amino acids. The record is from RefSeq and is a predicted model, not a curated record.